Molecule: messenger RNA, 1906 nt
Organism: Dermacentor silvarum
Lineage: Eukaryota; Metazoa; Arthropoda; Arachnida; Ixodida; Ixodidae
Gene: eIF3d1
Product: eukaryotic translation initiation factor 3 subunit D
Exons: 13
Coding region: 47-1783 (578 amino acids)
Biological process (GO): translational initiation
Cellular component (GO): cytoplasm; eukaryotic translation initiation factor 3 complex
Molecular function (GO): translation initiation factor activity
Source: RefSeq, a predicted model, not a curated record
GCUUCCGCUUAGCAAUCCGCUUUCUUUGGCAGCCGGCUUGACGCAUAUGGUAGCCGACAACGAGUGCAACAGAAACUCAUCGUCCACAAUGACGGCUCGCUUCGUGCUGCCGCCGAUACAGGACAACCCCAACGGAUGGGGUCCCUGCGCCAUACCUCAGCAAUACCAGGACAUGCCGUACCAGCCGUUUGCCAAGAGCGACCGUCUCGGCAAGGUGGCUGACUGGACGGGAACCACGUAUCAGGACAGGAGAGCGGCCAACAAGUACUCGUCGCAGUUUGGGUCGGGCACUCAGUAUGCGUACUACCACGAGGAAGAUGAGAGCAGCUUCCAGCUGGUGGACACCACACGCAUGCACAAGCCAAUGCACCAACGUGGCCGCUUCCGUAUGAACCAGCAACGCAACAUGCGGAGCCGUGAGCGGCAGAAGCUGGUGCAACAGCAGCAACUCCAGGUGCUCUCCAAGUCGGCCAAGGGCCGUGAACGGGAACGUAUGCAGCAGGUGCGCAAGUGGCAGAAGCAGAUGCGCCAGAAGUUUGACAACAAGGGUGGCCAGGUGCCCGUCAAGCACCGCGAGGCCUCGGUGGCCGUGCGCCCCAGCUGGAAGGUGCUGGAGGAGAUGGACUUCCCCCGGCUGUUCAAGCUCUCCCUGCCUGCCGUGGGCGAGGGGCACGACGUGUACCGGUGUGGCGCAGUCGAGUUCUACGACAAGGCCUACAACCUGGUCACAUGCAAGAACGAGCGGCCCCUGCAGCGGAUCAAUCGCAUCUUCCACAAGGUCACCACCACCGACGACCCCAUCAUCCGACAGCUGGCCAAGACAGAGGGGCAGUCGUACAAGGUGUUUGCCACGGACGCCAUCAUCGCCUGCCUCAUGUGUGCUGGCCGGUCGGUCUACUCCUGGGAUAUUGUUGUGCAGCGGGUGAAUGACAAGCUUUUCUUUGACAAGCGGGAUGACUCUGAGUUUGACUUGUUGACUGUGAACGAGACUGCAUCGGAACCCCCGCACGAGGAGGGCAACAGCAUCAACGCUCCCCGCAAUCUGGCCCUUGAGGCCACAUUCAUAAACCACAAUUUCUCGCAGCAAGUACUCAAGAUGGGCGAGGACAAACACGGCUUUGAGAAUGUCAACCCGUUCAUCCAGGACGACGAGGAGGGAGAGGUUGCCUCGGUCGCAUACAGGUAUCGCAAGUUCGACCUUGGCGACAAUGUGGGCCUCAUUGUGCGCUGUGAGCAUGACGGGGCCAUGGUGGGACCCAAUGGGGAGCUCCAAUUUGUGAGCAUCAAGGCACUGAACGAGUGGGACCCCCGCUUCUCGGGCGGCAUCGACUGGCGCCAGAAGCUGGACACCCAGCGUGGUGCCGUGCUCGCCAACGAGCUCAAGAACAACUCGUGCAAGCUGGCCAAGUGGACGGUGCAGGCGCUGCUGGCCGGCUCGGACCAGAUCAAGUUCGGGUAUGUGUCACGGGUGCACGUGCGGGAUUCGUCCAAGCACGCCAUCCUGGGCACACAGCAGUUCAAGCCCAAGGAGUUUGCCGACCAGAUCAACCUGAACAUGGACAACGCGUGGGGCAUCCUGCGAUGCAUCAUCGACUGCUGCAUGCGCCUGCCCGAGGGCAAAUACCUCAUCCUCAAGGACCCAAACAAGCCCGUGAUCCGUCUGUAUGACAUCCCCGACAACACCUUUGAGACUGAGAACGAGGGCGAGGAUGACGACGACGACGAAGACGAGGAGGAAGGGACCACCACUGGUGGUGGUGGCGAGGGCGACAAGAAGGCCUGAGCCAUUUUCCUGCAGCUCUGGUCUCGCAGCGAAGGUGGACUUCCCUUUUGAGAAAAUGAAACCGCCUUGUUCGACCAUGUGUUGAAAUGUUGUAAUAAAUUAAUCUGGGGCAAAACUUGUUCA